Messenger RNA from Staurois parvus, 477 nucleotides. The record is from the annotation of a GenBank genome assembly. Lineage: Eukaryota; Metazoa; Chordata; Amphibia; Anura; Ranidae.
AAAGUACAGGAGACUGUCGGAGACUACAAAGUACAGGAGACUGUCGGAGACUACAAAGUACAGGAGACUGUCGGAGACUACAAAGUACAGGAGACUGUCGGAGACUACAAAGUACAGGAGACUGUCGGAGACUACAAAGUACAGGAGACUGUCGGAGACUACAAAGUACAGGAGACUGUCGGAGACUACAAAGUACAGGAGACUGUCGGAGACUACAAAGUACAGGAGACUGUCAGAGACUACAAAGUACAGGAGACUGUCAGAGACUGCAGGCGGAGUACAGGAGACGGUCAGAGACUGCAGAUACGGUACAGGAGAUGGUCAGAGACUGCAGACAAGAUACAGGAGACGGUCAGAGACUGCAGACACAGUACAGGAGAUGACCAGAGACUGCAGACACAGUACAGGAGAUGGUCAGAGACUGCGGACACAGUACAGGAGAUGACCAGAGACUGCAGACACAGUACAGGAGAUGAC